AUGCCGAAAUACGAGUCCCUCAUUGCCCCAGAAUUGGUCCACCCCGACCACCGUCGGCCGCCGCCCAUUCCAGCGAAACCGGGCCUCAGGUUUGCCGCAGCAGGGGACUGGAAUUCUUGGGUGGUGAAGCUGAGUUUCUCUCAGGGGUCUGACGCUUCAGGAACCGGCUUCUACAUCAACCUACCUGGCGCAGAACACGAUGUCAUUCUAACCGCCGGACACAAUCUCGUCGGCCCGGACGGCAAAAGGUCAGCCGACCUCCUCAUUCUAGACACCGAUGCCACGAAAAACAUUUCGGUGGCCGAGGAGAAUGUCAGAAUCAGCAACCGAUACCUCGCGCGUCCCAACGACUCCAACGCGGUCCACGAUUACGGCGCCAUUCUAAUCCCCCGCGAGAAAGACCAGCCGCCACGAGCGGGGUUCGGAUUUAGUCUGAUGUUAGGCAUCGAUCGGAAGGACAGAGGAACCAAGGAUCCGAAAGAUGAAUACUUAUCCGGCGAUGUCCGCGUUUGCGGGUAUCGCAGCGGCACGCCGCCAGGUAGACCCGACCUAAGCUCAGGUAGUUGCAUUAUCCGCCCUGACCAGCUCGAGUAUGAGGUGGAAACUCAGACGGGGCUGAGCGGUUCCCCGGUAUGGACGGCGUAUAACGGUGUGGAGACGGUUGUUGCUAUACACAACCACGGAAAAAACGAGUCGGGUAGAAGCCGCGGCACGCGCCUGAACCUCCGAGUAAUGCGCGACGUCUUCAGGUGGGCAGGAAUCGACCGCUUCCACAAAAGACUACGCGUCCAACAGCCCGGAGCACAUCCGGACGGGCUUUACCUCCACUUUGCCGAGGAGUAUACUAUUGGCGACGAUCAAGUGGGCAAAGUCUACGUUGGUGCCGACGGUAUGGAUACUACUUUUGACGUUCUGCUCGCCGAGGCACCGCCAAAUCCGCGUCUUCGUGAACUCAGGCCUCGAUUUGUCUUGAUGGCAAGAGUACCGUGGGCCGGGCACCAGCGAGAGUACGAAGAUCAAGGGGAGGAUUGGGUAGUUUGGGAUCUGGAUGGCGGCAAGGUGUCCCUGUCUAGUAAUUUCCAUCCUUGGUGUCUGGUGAGGUUGGAAGAGGCACCUGGUGGAGCUUUUACUAUUGUCGUGUACCGAGAAGAGCAGAAGAUAUUGAUGCGGUUGAGGAUGGAUAUCUCGGCCUUGACGGAGCUGCAGAUGAAAAUGGGGCGGAGGGAUGUGAAUGGGAUUUCGUUCGUCAGGGCCAUCAGGGGAAAGAAGUACAAGUUUGAUCAGUUUUGUCUCGAGGGUUGA
Molecule: messenger RNA, 1302 nt
Organism: Scedosporium apiospermum
Lineage: Eukaryota; Fungi; Ascomycota; Sordariomycetes; Microascales; Microascaceae
Exons: 4
Coding region: 1-1302 (433 amino acids)
Source: RefSeq, a predicted model, not a curated record